This is a messenger RNA of Cucumis melo (muskmelon), 934 nucleotides long. Its product is annotated as NDR1/HIN1-like protein 12. The transcript has a single exon. Gene Ontology annotation, cellular component: plasma membrane. The coding region runs from base 145 to 747 and encodes 200 amino acids. Lineage: Eukaryota; Viridiplantae; Streptophyta; Magnoliopsida; Cucurbitales; Cucurbitaceae. The record is from RefSeq and is a predicted model, not a curated record.
AAGUUUGUAAUUCUUCAUAAAAAUUCAAAAAUUAAAACAAAAAAUUUCAAUUCAAAAGCUCAGUCAAAUUACCUCAAAUUUCAAAGGGGACACCAAAAAACAAGAUAACAAUCUCCACCGCCGGAUGUGGACCGCCCCCGCCCAAUGCCACCGAAACUAAUCUCCGACGCAAAGCGCCGCACUCAUCCUCUUGUUUGGCUCGCUGCCUUACUCUGUACCGUAGUUUCAAUCGCCGUCAUAAUCGGAGGCAUCGUCGUCUUCAUCGGUUACCUAGUCAUCCACCCUAGGAUUCCGACCAUCUCCAUUCUCGACGCUCAUCUCGACAAUUUCCAAAUUGACAUCGCCGGCCGCCUCGAAGUUCAGUUAACGAUCGUCGUUGAAGCAAAGAAUGAUAACGCGAAAGCUCACGCCAGUUUCUCGGAUUCGAGUUUCUUCCUCCAUUUCUUAGAGAUCAAGAUCGCACAACUUGUGGCGGAUCCAUUCGAAGUGAAGAAGAACAGUUCAAUGAAAUUCCAUUACGCUGUUGCCUCGAAUUCAAUUCCUCUGAAUCCAGAGCAAAUGGAGACCGUUGAUUAUGAUUUGAAGGCAGAUCUGAGUCCAUUUACUUUGAUAGGGAAUACGAGAGUUCAAUGGCGGGUUGGAUUGCUUGGAUCUGUGAAGUAUGAAUGUCAUCUUCAUUGUGAGCUUAAAUUUCAUCCUUCUAAUGGAACUUAUUUGAGAUCUCCAUGCAGUUCCAGAGUUAAAUGAUUUCUUCUAUGUUCUUUAGAAUCAAUUUUUUUUUUCUUUUCUUCUUCUUCUUCUUCUUCUUCUUAAACCAAUUUGGAUUAGUGAAAAAUAAAAUUUGAAAUCCUGAAAUAAUUUCAUCACAAUUUUUUUCCCAUUCUGUAUUAGACAACUCUUUGAUGAGAUAACUUCUUUCUAUUCUCAUUACAUA